AUGCCUCCGAUACCAUGGCGAGUACAGACGACAAGCCAUCCCGGCUCUACAAGGGAUGAGAUCGAACAAGAGCCCGACUGGAACGCCGAGCAUCGACAUGAGCAUCGUAUUGGGUACAAAAACCGCUACGAUCGGCUACCUGGUGUCACGCACGAGCGGGAUGAACACACCCAAAUUGACGAUGUCGAGCAAGCCCGAGAGGGGUACGAGAAGCUGAUAAAGGAGGCUAAGCAUGGAGAUCUUAUCAACUUCCGCGAUAUUGUACUGAACGAGAACGACUUACAUCUUCGGCACCCGGAAAAUCGAAGUCUUGGGUGGCGGUUCGUUCUGCAAUGCACGGAGGAUUGGGUCAAGAAUAAGGAAGAUUGGCCAGCUAACAUUCAAAAGCGGAAGAAAGAGGAAGAAGCUAAGAAAAAGGAAGAUGAUGAGAAAGGAGCUGACUCUAGUACCUCAAAGCAAGACGAUGGGCAUCUAGACGAAGAAAAAUGGAAACGAGAGAAUGGUGAGGGUAGCAAGCAUCACGAUGCGUACUCAGGGAACGCGGAUGACUCCGGAUAUUCAAGUGAGGAGUCUGACAAGCAAAAGACUGGGUAUGAGAAGUUACUCGAGCGAUAUACGCCCCAAGAAAUAGCUCUCUUGAAGGCAUUGCAGCAUGAGAAGGACUAUAUCCAUAAUCUGGAGCAAAACGAUGGCAAGAGAAAAAGCCCACAGACACACAAUCGCAGCACCAUCUCCAUCGACGAAGCUGACCAAUUCUCUCCUGACAACUGGCUACCACGCUCUUCAGAUCUGAUCAGACUGACGGGUAAGCAUCCACUCAAUGCCGAAGCGCGGUUGUCACCACUGUUCGACGCUGGGUUGAUUACACCGAAUGAGCUUCACUACGUCAGAAACCAUGGCGCGGUCCCCAGAAUUCUUUGGGAGUUUCACGAGCUAGACAUUGAGGAUGGCAAGCUCGUCUUGUCAAUGGAGGACUUGAAGAACAACUUUGAGCCAAUCAACAUUGCGGUAGCGUUGGCAUGUGAUGGCAAUCGUCGCAAAGAGCUCAACAUGAUCAAGAAGUCAAAGGGCUUCAGCUGGGGCUCGGGCGCUAUAUCAUGCGCAUAUUGGAAAGGACCACUAUUGCGAGACGUCCUCCUGAAAGCCGGAAUACCACACACUAUGCCGCGAGGCAAACGCUACUGGGUCAAUUUCGAAGGCGCAGAUGAGCCCAGCGAGGGCAAAUACGCAACUUGCUUGCCAUUUGACUAUGCGAUGGACGCGACAAACGAUGUCAUAUUGGCUUAUGAGAUGAACGACGUACCACUACCACCCGACCAUGGCUAUCCGGUUCGUCUCAUGAUUCCCGGCUAUGUUGGCGGGCGCUGCGUAAAGUGGCUCAAGCGCAUCUGGAUAUCGGAAAAGGAAAAUGACUCGCAUUAUCACAUUUGGGACAAUCGAGUGUUACCCGCUUUCGUAACGGAGAAGGAUGGCGAGUUCGCAGAAGCACUGUUCAGACACCCCGACACAGCAUGCAAUGAGCAGAAUCUGAACUCAGUCAUUGUCAAGCCAGCGCAAGGCGAAAAGAUACCUCUGUCAUCCGCCAGGAAGGGGGAAACCUAUCGCAUCGAAGGGUACGCAUACGACGGGGGAGGUCAUGAAGUCCAGCGCGUGGAAGUCUCCCUGGAUGACGGCGACACUUGGCUUUACUGUAUCCGCAAGUUCCCAGAUGCACCAAUCCGCCACGGCAACAAGUUUUGGACAUGGCUACACUGGCAUGUGGAUAUUGAGAUCUCGCAUCUAUUGCGAGCGAAGACCAUCACUGUGCGCUGCUUCAACGUGUUCAAGAACACGCAGCCAAAAGAGCCAAACUGGAACGUCAUGGGUAUGAUGAAUAACUGCUGGUACAUCGUGAGACCAGAAAUCAUACAGGACUCAGAUGCGGACACACCCUCAAUCCUGUUCCGACACCCCGUAGAGCCUGGUACAGCGGACGGCGGAUGGAUGAAACCCAGUGUGGAGAAUCAGAUUGCGAGUGCGAAGCAAGAUGCUGGGGCGCCACAGAAGCAGUUCACGCGUCAAGAAAUUGAAAAGCACGACAAGGAAGACGACUGCUGGAUUGUUGUGGAUGGGAAAGUUUAUGAUGCGACAAGUGUUUUGGAGUGGCAUCCAGGUGGUAAGGCUGCAGUGCUUGGUCAUGCCGGUAAGGUGCAUGCAGAGACUAGCAGUGAGUUUGAGAGUAUACAUGAUGGGUAUGCGUAUCAGAAGCUAAAAGAGUGCAUCCUGGGUACAGUGACCGAUAAAGCCGCCGCUUUCAUCAAGACACAGGCCGAAGCAGCCGCAAAAGAGCAGGCAGAAUCAUCCAACGACUCAGGGAAGAUUGUGCUGCAAACGCACCGAUGGGUUCCAGUAAAACUCAUCGAUCGAAAGCCGCUCUCAGAUGACACGCGCGCAUACACCUUCGAGCUACCAGAUGGCAAACCAGAUCUCGGUCUCGGGACAUGCCAGCACGUCCAACUCGGUUUCCAUCUCCAAGAUCGCAUGCUCAUCCGAUCGUACACGCCCACAAAACCUCUCCUGCCAGACUCAUCAAACCAGACAACCAAUGCGGAUGAUCAUGGCACACAUGAUGGCUCCGGAACAUUCGAACUUACCGUAAAGACAUACUUCCCGACCGACGCCCAACCAGGCGGCGCAAUGUCUAACAUCCUCGAUUGUAUGCCCAUCGGCGAAGAGAUAGAGAUCCGCGGGCCGACUGGAGAAAUAGUUUACAACGGAAAUGGAUCGUUCAAAAUAUCUGGGAAGGAGUAUAAGUUUAACAAAAUCAAUCUCAUCCUAGGAGGUAGCGGUAUCACACCAGGCUACUCGCUAAUAGCACGGGCUCUACUCUCCUCAGACGAUGAAACUGAAAUUCGCGUCGUUGAUGCGAAUAAAAGUGAGAAGGACAUCUUGCUCAAGGAUGAGCUGGACAAGUUUGAGAAAGACAGCGAUGGAAGAUUGAAGAUCACGCAUGUCUUGAGUCAUCCGAGCAAUGAGUGGAAGGGCACGAAGGGACAUGUAAAUGAGGAUAUCAUCAAGGAAAGCUUGUUUGAGCCGGGUGAGAAAACGGGAGUAUUUUUGUGUGGGCCGCCGGCUAUGAUUCAGAAGUCGGCGCUUCCCGCGUUAAGGGAUUGGGGGUUCAAGGAAGAUGAGAAUGUUUUCGGGUUCUAG
Parastagonospora nodorum SN15 is the source of this 3189-nucleotide messenger RNA. RefSeq lists its product as hypothetical. Gene Ontology annotation, molecular function: oxidoreductase activity; molybdenum ion binding. The transcript has 3 exons. The coding region runs from base 1 to 3189 and encodes 1062 amino acids. Lineage: Eukaryota; Fungi; Ascomycota; Dothideomycetes; Pleosporales; Phaeosphaeriaceae. The record is from RefSeq and is a predicted model, not a curated record.